Molecule: messenger RNA, 1384 nt
Organism: Cydia amplana
Lineage: Eukaryota; Metazoa; Arthropoda; Insecta; Lepidoptera; Tortricidae
Product: protein bric-a-brac 2-like
Exons: 9
Coding region: 202-1272 (356 amino acids)
Biological process (GO): regulation of transcription by RNA polymerase II
Cellular component (GO): nucleus
Molecular function (GO): protein binding
Source: RefSeq, a predicted model, not a curated record
AAACGGACUGAGCAAGCGACAUUUUGGUAUUUUUUCCGUGUAUUGCCAUGCCAGUCAAGAGUAUUCGACUCAGAUCAAAAGAUCGUAAUUAGCUAGCUUUGUUGUAAUUAGUUAUAGAUUCACAAACAUGUAUAUUUAGGGUGCUUGGAGGUAACACGGAUCGAUAGCGCAGUGCAGUUUACGUGGGCAAUUGUUUCAGCGAUGGCGAUGCCCGAGCAGUUUUCAUUACGGUGGAAUGACUUCCACUCGAACCUGUCUCAGUCGUUCCAUGCGUUGCUGGAAGGAGAAGACUUGGUGGAUGUGACAUUGGCAGCCGGAGGCCAGUACGUGCACGCUCACAAACUCAUCUUGUCAGUAUGCAGUCCCUAUUUCAAGGAAUUAUUCAAGAUGAACCCGUGCGAGCACCCGAUCGUGAUCCUCAAAGACGUGGCUCACCAGGAGUUGAAACAACUCCUGCAGUUCAUGUACCGCGGCGAGGUGCACGUGCGGCAGCAGGAGCUGAGCGGGUUCCUGCACACGGCCGAGCUGCUGCAGGUCAAAGGGCUCACUCAAGGGAGGGAGCGCUCCGAGUCCCCGCCGCCAGUGGAAGAGUGCCCCACGAACGCCGAGCCCACAGAGGCGCCCGAGUGGGUCCCCGGCGGCGACGAGACCAUCGCCACCGAGGCGCCGCCCGCGCCCCGAGACGACGCGCGCAGCCCGCUCAAACGGCUUCUGAAGAACACCCCGACCAAGAACAGCCUGUCCGGCACCAAGAAGAAGCCGCGACCCGCGAUCGAGAGUCCCGUGCCCGUCGCCGAGAACAACGAGUGCGCGUCGGACGGCGAGCCCCUAAUAGAUUUCGACAGCGACCUGUACCACAGCGUGCUGGCUAUGCCCGAAUCUGCUAAAGAAUCUGGCUGGAACUGUAAAACGACCGGCGUCAAAUGCCCCUCAUGCCACCGGUUCUUCGCCAACCGGUACAACCUGAAGGUGCACAUCCGGGACAAGCACGACACGCGCGAGGGCACGCUCCAGUGCGAGAUAUGCAACAAGCGCAUGCGCAACCCGAGUUGUCUACGCGUUCAUAUGUACCACCAUCGCAAGCAGGCCGCGUACCUCGCGCAACUCCAGCCUGAGAACCACGUACCGAACGUCGAUGACAAGGUCUGGCGCGCCGAGGGGCCCUACGGACCAGUAGACUACAAGUUCAAUCCUGACGCAUUCCAAUCCGCAAUGCCGCUGCCGGCCGCCGAGGCGCCGGCCAAACCGGAGACCGACGCGGAAACCGCAUGAUGCCGGUGGGACGAGCUGGCCACGCCCGACCAGCUGUACCGCGUCUUCACGCAGCAGAGCCGGUGGGUGCGCAGCGUGUUCACCAUCAGAGGUUAGGGGGCGACGCCCCUUC